Haliotis rubra (blacklip abalone) is the source of this 1725-nucleotide messenger RNA. RefSeq names its product excitatory amino acid transporter 3-like. The transcript has 11 exons. Gene Ontology annotation, cellular component: plasma membrane. The record is from RefSeq and is a predicted model, not a curated record. Gene Ontology annotation, molecular function: glutamate:sodium symporter activity; neutral L-amino acid transmembrane transporter activity; L-glutamate transmembrane transporter activity. Gene Ontology annotation, biological process: L-glutamate transmembrane transport. Lineage: Eukaryota; Metazoa; Mollusca; Gastropoda; Lepetellida; Haliotidae. Bases 1 to 1536 code for a protein of 511 amino acids.
AUGAAGGGUGGAAGGACUCAACGAAGACAAAGGUGUCAGUGUUCUUUGGAACGACGGUUGGGGCUUCUUUGUCGGCGACUCAAUCCUUCAUCAGACACCAUUGCCGUGGUAGAGUUUCCAGGAGAAAUAUUUAUGAGGAUGUUGAAGAUGCUGAUGGUGCCCCUGAUAGUGUCCAGCAUGAUCACAGGUGUUGCAGGCAUGGAUCGUCAAACAUCAGGAAAGAUGGGACUUUUCACGUUCGUGUAUUAUGUAUCUACAACAUUGAUCGCGAUCAUCUUAGGGUUUAUCCUUGUUUUCGCCAUCAAACCUGGAAACAUUGACGUCACAUCAGCGAAUGGGCAUACUUCCGAUGACACUCGUAUCGUUUCUUCAAGGGAUGUUUUCAUGGACCUUGUGAGAAACUUGUUCCCUGAAAACAUCGUGCGUGCGGCCUUUCAAACUACUGGCACAGGGUACACGAAGAAAGAGACAUCAAUGGGAAAUAUAGACCGAAAUGAAACAAACUCGUUUGUUUCUGGAACAAAUGUAUCAACCCAAGAACAACAUGAAAUGGAGAUGCAUGGACGCAAUCCCGAGUGGGUGGCAAAACUUGAAUACAAGGACGGAGUCAAUACAAUCGGCCUGCUGGUUUACUGUUGUGUGUUUGGAGCCGUCCUUGGGAAAAUGGGAAAACCUGGCAAUGUUCUCCUUAAAUUCUUCGAUGCCAUUUCCUUCAUCACUAUGAAAAUGGUUGGCUAUGUCAUGUGCUAUGCCAUCCGAUGGAAUUGCGGGAUUCGUCCGGCUGUGCCGUUUCCGGGAAGCGGUACUCGCCGAUUGGAAUCCCUCUCUCUGGUAACUGGCAAGAUUCUAGGUGCAAAGGAUCUCGCUGAGACGGCUCAACAUCUUGGGAUGUACAUGGUCACUGGUCUAACUGGCCUCUUCAUUCAUACUGUGUUCAUCAUUCCGUUGAUAUACUUCGCUUUCACAAGAAAGAACCCAUUCAGAGUAUCUCUAGGAAUACUCCAAGCUCUCGCCACUGCGUUGGGAACUGACUCAAGUGCGGCUACACUUCCGGUGACAAUACGUUGUUGUGAGGAAAAGUUGAAGAUUGACCCGGCAAUCACCCGUUUUGUUCUACCUAUUGGGGCUACUAUUAACAUGGAUGGUGGAGCUAUAUUCCAAGUUGUCACUUCCGUCUAUCUGGCUCAGCUAAGCAGGAUUCAUCUGCAGUUUUUACAAGUGCUUACAUUGGGCCUUGCCUCCACACUGGGCAGUAUAGGGGCAGCAGGAGUUCCUGGCACAGGGAUUAUGAUCACAAUGAUGGUAAUGAUCUCUGUAGGACUGCCAGUGAAGGACCUGUACAUGGUAAUGGCUGUCGACUGGUGUUUGGGCCGAAUGAGAACAAUGACAAAUGUCAGCGGUGACUGUAUGGCAGCCUCAAUUCUCCAGCACAUCUUUAAACCUGGUGUGGGAGAUGCGGCGCCCAACAAGGAUGAUCACAGCAGAGCUGCACUAGAAGACGCAGACAGAAUAACAGGAGACAAUUAUAUUGUGUGAAAUGACUUUGAAAUGUUUUCCAAUAGUUCCUACAUUUACAUCCUCUAGUAUUGUGACAAUGACCUGUAUCACCCACUCCUUCAGGAUCACGUAGUAACGUGACACUGAUCUGCAACACACGAAGAUGGGCACACUAACAUGACACAGUAAUCUCCGGCCUACAAACAUAGCGUCACAUACACAUACUAA